Molecule: messenger RNA, 672 nt
Organism: Nyctereutes procyonoides (raccoon dog)
Lineage: Eukaryota; Metazoa; Chordata; Mammalia; Carnivora; Canidae
Gene: RPA3
Product: replication protein A3
Exons: 4
Coding region: 34-399 (121 amino acids)
Biological process (GO): DNA replication; double-strand break repair via homologous recombination; mismatch repair
Cellular component (GO): nucleus; DNA replication factor A complex; site of double-strand break
Molecular function (GO): single-stranded DNA binding; damaged DNA binding
Source: RefSeq, a predicted model, not a curated record
UUUCCUGCCGGCCGCGGGGCUCGCGCCGCAGCCAUGGUGGACAUCAUGGAGUUGCCCAAGUCGCGCAUCAAUGCCAGCAUGCUCGCUCAGUUCAUCGACAAGCCGGUCUGCUUCGUGGGGAGGCUGGAAAAGAUUCAUCCCACUGGAAAAAUGUUUAUUCUUUCAGAUGGAGAAGGAAAAAAUGGAACCAUUGAGUUGAUGGAGCCCCUUGAUGAAGAAAUCUCUGGAAUCGUGGAAGUAGUUGGAAGAGUAACGGCCAAGGCAACCAUUAUGUGUGCAUCAUAUGUCCAGUUUAAAGAAGAUAACCAUCCUUUCGAUCUUGGCCUUUACAAUGAAGCUGUGAAAAUUACCCAUGAGUUUCCUCAGUUUUUUCCUUUGGGGGUUGUGCAAUAUGAUUGAUCUUGAUGAGCACAUUGAAGACUGUCAUAGUAAACCCCUGAUAUUUGAGGGAGAUUUCUGUGAUUUUUAAUAUUUAACUUGUUCUUUUUUAUUUCAUUUACCUAACCUUAUGAGAUACUGCAAUAUCCCACUUUUGAUGAAACCUGUCUGUAUAUUGAAACUUAAGUCCUCCUAAAGAAUCCCGUCUCCAGUAAUAUGGUCAGAUCAGAUGCAAGAACAAAGCAGUUGCCUUGAAUUUAGUUUUCUGUUUUACUAAUAAAGGCUGAAAUGGUA